Diprion similis is the source of this 3235-nucleotide messenger RNA. RefSeq lists its product as uncharacterized. Gene Ontology annotation, biological process: proteolysis. The transcript is spliced from 12 exons. Bases 162 to 3161 code for a protein of 999 amino acids. The record is from RefSeq and is a predicted model, not a curated record. Lineage: Eukaryota; Metazoa; Arthropoda; Insecta; Hymenoptera; Diprionidae. Gene Ontology annotation, molecular function: serine-type endopeptidase activity; protein binding.
AGACUACGCCGACCGCUUGGGUUGGCUGGUCAGCUUGCGUGCGAAGUUAGUUUGUAGCAGUUUUUGUUCUUCCGACGUUACCGUACAGGUUUUCUACGAUGAUCUAAACGUGCGACAGACACUCUAGUUGAUAACAACCAAUAAUUUAUUGUGAAGCUAUAAUGACGGCAAUAUUCGACGUUAAAUGUGCCGCGGUUUUGACUUUCGUUUAUGUCCUCUUCGUAUUCGAUAACGUUCAAGAAGUCGUUGGAGAUUCGCUACGGAACGAUGAUUUCGAAAAUAAUUGCGGUGGUGGAGCCAAUCACACGACUACGCUCGAGUCGGCCAUCCGUUGGAAAAGAGAAACGGAAACGAGUGGCCUAAGACGACCGUCGCCUUGUCCGGUGCCACCGCAGCCAAGUAACGGCCAGUGGAAGCUUCAUCGAACACUUUGUGACAGCAACAGGGAAUGCGAUGUUGCUCAAGGUCUUCAUCUCGAUCCUGGUAGCCAGCUGGUAUAUACCUGCAGACCCAACUACAGGAUAAAAGGGAGUACUGACGUCUUCUGCGGAGUCAGGGGAACAUGGUCGGAAAUUCCUGAGUGUAUUGAGAUAAAAUGCGACGCUUUGAACUCCCCGUCGACGAUCGCUUCAUGCUAUAAUUUGGGCAAGUUGGUGAGCUGCGACACCGCGGUUUCUCCGGGUAUACGAGCCCAAGUAUCUUGUCGCCAGGGAUACAGGAUGGACACGAGUUCCUUAACGAGUCGCAGAGAUAUCAUCGUGUGCACUUCGAACGGAACGUGGGAACCGGACCCCAUAAGAUGCAUACCACUUUGUGGUGUUGCAAUACCCAACCACACCCCGUUAGCAUACAACGCAGAGAAAGCGAACGUCGGCGACUUUCCAUGGCAUGCGACCCUCUAUAAAGAGCGGAACACGCGGCAAGGACUCAAAAAGGAGUUCUCUUGUGGCGCUACAAUUAUUCACACCAACCUGGUCAUGACGGCUGCUCAUUGCAUCUACAAUGAGAACACCAAGACCACGGAGUGCCCGGAGAAACUUUUUCUUCUCACUGGAAAUACGUUCCGCGAUUAUGAUUCCCCGUUGCAUGAUCGCCGAAUUGUUCGACAGGCUGAGGUGAAAAAUGUUUACGUUCAUUGCCAGUAUUACGGACUGAAUGGAAACUAUGCAACUGACAUCGCGCUGCUGGAACUUAAGCAGCCCUUCGAAUUGUCCAGCAUUCUUCAGCCCGCUUGUUUAGACCUUUCUGGAUACAGUCAGCAGAUACUGGAGCCUGGUGUUUCCGGAAAAGUUGCCGGCUUCGGUAGGACAGAACUAGGCGGCACGAGCGCCGUUCUGCAGACCCUGACGCUACCUUACAUAUCGUACAGCCAGUGCAAGUCUUUGAAGAACAAUGCCGAGGUUGAGGUCUUCAUCAGUAACGAUAAAUUCUGCGCCGGUUAUACGAAUGGAUCGGCUGUGUGUGAAGGUGACAGUGGGGGUGGUUUGGUGUUUCAGAAAGAUGACUUGUGGUACGUUAUGGGGAUCGUCAGCGUUGGUCUCGGCGUAGAAACCAGCAAUGGGGAAAGGACGUGCGACAAAAAUUCCUACUCGCUUUACACCAAAGUCUCGACAUACAUGUCGUGGAUUCAAGAAGUGAUUUUCUAUUUGGAGCGAUACAAGUCUUACCAAAGCUGCAGUUCCCGCAUUCCGUCGGUACCAACGCACAACGGAUCGGUCACUCCACGACCGUCCGUUACUCCAACUCCGACGUCGAGCUCGCCCACUUCUGCAACGAGGCCGAGACCGACGAGACCGACAAAGACGAGCACUCCAGACCCCACCGGCUUCCGAAUACCGACAGGAUCCUGUCGGGUACCACCCCAGCCUCCUAAUGGAGAACGAAGACUUCAUCCAGCUCUCUGCGAGGAAAACGCAGAUUGUAGUCUUGUUGAAGGCGCAGCACUGGGGCCCGGAAGUCAGCUGGUAUACAGCUGCAAGCCUGGAUUUCGAAUGAAUGGCAGCACUGAUGUCUUUUGCAGACUGCAGCUGGGAAAAUGGUCUACGAUCCCCACCUGCAUAGAAAUCACCUGCCCCUCACUGGACUCUGCUUCGAUGAUAGCGACAUGCUAUAGCCAGAAUCAACGGAAGCCGUGUGAUUCUAUGGAGCUACCAAACAUCACGGCUUCACUCGCCUGUCGACCCGGUUACGCGGUAGACCCGACUCUUCAGAAGACAAGCAGUAAAACUGUGACGUGCAAUAUAAACGGCGAGUGGGAGCCCAAUCCGAUCACUUGCUUGCCAGUUCCAGUGUGCGGAAUAACGAACACUCAUUCAACACGAACCGUGCUAAAUGGAAUCGUUUUCGAUCUUCCACAUUUUCCAUGGCACGCGAUGGUGUACAAACAAAAAAAAGCGUCCCAGGAUCCUAAAGAGUUUCAGUGCGGUGCAACGAUAAUCCAAGACAAUCUUCUGCUGACCGCCGCUCAUUGCGUUUAUGAUCAUGUAUUGAAGACGGUUGAGAUACCUGAAAAGUUUCACGUGAUUACCGGGAACAAAUUCCGCGAUUACGACUCUCCGCUCCACGAUUCACGUAUCGUACAGAAGGCUGCGGUGAAAAGCAUCCACAUCCCUUGCGAGUAUUCUGGUUCGCAGAGUAACUACUACGGCUCCGACAUCGCGAUCAUCGAGUUACAGAAGCCGUUCAAGCUGUCCGGUGUUUCAAAUCCAGUCUGUAUGGAUGUCUUGGGUACUAAAGAGCGGCUAGUAAAAUCUGGUUCGGUGGGAAGACUGGCUGGGUUUGGUAGAACUGGAUCAGGCCCAUCGACCGCAACUCUUGUGACAACAAACAACCCCUACAUAGCUCUUAGCGAGUGCACAGUGUCCAAUAACAACGAAGACAAGGAGCUUACAGGGAACGACAAGUUCUGUGUUGGAAGUGGCAACGGAACGGACUCGUGCGAAGGAGACAGUGGUGGUGGUCUGGUGUUCGAGAAUGACGGAAAUUGGUACGUUAUGGGAGUCUUGAGCACUUCUUUCAGGCCGUCGAGUGGAAAUGGAACCUGCGACGGUAACGCUACCUCCCUUUACACCAAGGUUCCCGCUUACAUGUCGUGGAUUCGUAAAGUGAUCUCAAGUUUAGAACGACAUCAAUCCUUUCCACCGUGCAAACCUAGUGUUUAAUGAUCUCAUUUGUCUGUUGACCACAUUUUAUCAUCAGUGACGUAAAAUAUGCCUGAAGCAUGACAAAGCUGCAU